Molecule: messenger RNA, 713 nt
Organism: Stereum hirsutum FP-91666 SS1
Lineage: Eukaryota; Fungi; Basidiomycota; Agaricomycetes; Russulales; Stereaceae
Exons: 3
Coding region: 1-552 (183 amino acids)
Source: RefSeq, a predicted model, not a curated record
AUGAACACUUUCUUCGCUCUUGUUGUUAUCGCAGCAUUUUUCUCCCAGGUCAUCGCGACCACUAUCCUAGCGGUUCGUGCCAGUGAGGCGGCCGAGACCUGCGAACCCAGCUCCUCAUUCACUCCUCUCUACCGAGCGUAUUCGGCCUCGGCGAUAGACCACUUCUACACCACAUCUGCUUCAGAGCUGAACACCGCCGUCUCCAGCCUCGGAUACACCUUCGAAGGCGUCACCGGCAACGUCCUCGUCUCCCAGUCCACCAUCACCGCUUCUGAGCCGCUGUAUCGCCUCUAUAGUGGUAGCGCGACAGACCAUUUCUAUACCACCUCUGCAGCGGAGCUCAGUACCGCGGUCGGUAGUAAUGGGUAUACUUUUGAAGGGGUGCCUGGGUGGAUAUAUCCGAGUCAGGUGUGCGGGAGUAUACCGCUUUUUAGGACGUACGAUGCGCAGGGGACGGAUCAUUUUUAUACGACGAGCCAGGCGGAGUAUGAGAGUGUUGUGGCGGGUGGUUUUGCGGACGAAGGUGUUGUGGGGUAUGUCUUGCCUGCUUGAUAUUUCUGUGGUCAUUUGCGGAGCUUCUAUUGAUCCAAACUUUACUGCCUCGCCUCAGACUUCAAUCUCUCGACCUUGCUACGCUUUUGGUGCUAUGGACGCAUGCUUCAAUAGCAAUUGCUCUGUCGGUGUUCAAUAUGUUGACUUAUAAACCGUCUAUC